This is a messenger RNA of Scaptodrosophila lebanonensis, 1684 nucleotides long. RefSeq lists its product as uncharacterized. Bases 1 to 1476 code for a protein of 491 amino acids. Gene Ontology annotation, molecular function: protein binding. The record is from RefSeq and is a predicted model, not a curated record. The transcript is spliced from 3 exons. NCBI's taxonomy places the organism in Eukaryota, Metazoa, Arthropoda, Insecta, Diptera, Drosophilidae.
AUGUCGCAUCGCGCCCAUGAAAUCAGACGCAUUGAGAACAAAAUCAAGGAAAAAACGCCGCAUCGCGCUUUCCGUGAAAUCACAUUCGAUCGCCAGAAGGUGCGCGAAUCAAUUGUGCCACUUACUUAUAAUGAGGCGCGUCGCAUUCGAGGACCCAUCUAUGAGGCCCUGCAGGAUGAGCUGUUCAGAGAGGGCUGCCAAUCGCUGCCCGCAUUCCUCUACUGCCUGGCCGAAAAGGAGCAGGCGCUGUACGAGACGGUCAGCAUUCGCGCUCGCAUUAUUGACGAUCGUCCUCUGCUCAACGAGCUCAUCGAUAAGCUGAAGCGGGCCGAGCUAGCCAUCGUGCAGUACAAGCUGAAGGGCUAUAAGGAGAGCUUUACUCUGUUCUACGAGACGCUGAUGUUGCUCCAACCUUAUCGCCAUGUCUACGAAUACGCGCUGGUCGCCGUCAUGGAGAAGAUUGUCUCUCUGUGCCACAGCGUGGAUGGGGAGGAGCGCGAUGCCGCCGAAAUGAUAGCCCGCAUCUAUUACAUCUAUGCUUUGUAUCUGGAGAGUGUUAAUCAGCGCCCCACUGCCAUCACCUAUUUGCAAAUGACCCUAGAAUUGGUGCGGGGCCAUGUGUGGGGCGCCGAGCCCGAUAUGCCGCCCGGCUGUCUGAUGAUGCACGAACUAGUCUCCCAGAAGUUGGCGCGCCAGCUCCUCAUUCUGGGAAAACAAAUUGUACGUCAGAAACCCGAUGAAGCCAUCGAAUUGGCCAGAAAAGCUACGGUCCUCAUAGCAGAGAUUGGACGCGAAAAGAAUUUGGAAAUCUUUUGUGACACCUUUCUGGAGCGCUCCUCCUUUCUCAUGGAGAGCGGCAACUUUACGGCCGCCAAGCAAUGUCUCGAGCAGAUAAAGCCACGAAUUCUAGCGCUCACCGAGUACAAAUUUGUGAAAUUGAACAUUAAGUAUUAUCUUUUUAUGGGACAGUGUUCAGAGAAUUUCCAGCGUCCCGAAGAAGCGAUUGUAAAUUACAAGAAAGCUCUACGUCUCUCACGCAUCUACGAUCAUCGCGAUCACGAGGCAGAGAUAUUGCUUGCCCUGGGCAAGAUCUUUGCGAAGGACACGCAUAGACUUAGCCUGGCCAAGCGCUGUUACGAGCAGGCCAAGAACAUCUACAUUGACUUCAAUGACAUAUACAGAAAGAAGACGGCCGUCUACUUGAUGGCCAAGCUGAAGGCCGACGAGAUAACGCCACUCUAUAUGGCCAUGCUGAAGGCCUCGCAGUCCCGCUAUUGCGCCUUCUUCAAUCUGCGCCAAUGGAAGAAUCGUUGUCGCCCAUUCUGGAAGAGAUUGGGCGAUGAGCUGAUCAAACAGGAAACCGAUCACAUCUACUGUUUGCUUGACGAGGAGAAGGAGGAUGUGCGCAGCGAAAGCGAUGAUUAUGUCGUCAUGAAUCCGGGCACUUUUCAAAUGGGAGAGGGCGAUAUAUGUUGAUAAUUUUUUAUUGUUGGAAUUCUACACUCAAAUAUUUUAUAAGUCUAUGCACUCAAAAGGAACAACAUCAAUUAUUAUUAUUAUAGUUUCGAAAAUUUGCAAUAUUCUUGUGUGGAUUGGUUGCCUAAUCUGCUGAUCGUUUGACUAACACUGGAUUUCUGAAUUUAAUUGACAAUUUUCAAAUAAAAUUAAAAAGCGUGUCCUUAAA